AUGCCGGAUACACUGACGAUGGAGAAACUUAUCGCGUUUUUGAAAGCAGAUUUAUUGUUCGCUUGUUGCUGGCCAUUACCACCAACCGCCACAAAAUGUGAAAAAAUACGUAAUAAAAUAUUUCGCUACUUUUCUAUCCUGCACGGGAUGAUCAUGGUAGUUGCGAUACUAUAUACGAUUUAUAGUAAUCGAUCAGAUUUAUUUCUGAUAAUGAAAUUAUGCUGCGAAUUAUGUACCACUACAGCAGUUCCUUUGCAAAUAAUUUGCUACUCAAUUCAGUAUGAUCGUCUUCAAUAUGUAAUUUAUGAACUGGAAGAUUAUUGCAAGCGAGCAAAAUCAGAGGAGAGGAUCAUUUUUCAUCGAUAUAUUAACAGUUGUAAAUCUGUUUAUAUAGGCUCAAUAUGCGCCUUCACCGUUACAGGCUUGUUACUCAUAAUCAGUCCUGUAGUAGAACCUCAUCCCUUUCCCAUUGAUAUAGAAUAUCCGUUUUCUGUGGAUUAUCAACCUUUAAAGAUUAUCAUUUACCUACAUCACAUAUUACUUAUAUAUCAAAGUUAUGCGCAGCGAGAUGUGAUAUCUUAUCAAAUAGAUUUCGAGCCGUCACAAAAUUCGCCGAGUUGCGAGCAUGUAUAG
This is a messenger RNA of Wasmannia auropunctata (little fire ant), 633 nucleotides long. RefSeq lists its product as uncharacterized. The transcript is spliced from 3 exons. Bases 1 to 633 code for a protein of 210 amino acids. NCBI's taxonomy places the organism in Eukaryota, Metazoa, Arthropoda, Insecta, Hymenoptera, Formicidae. The record is from RefSeq and is a predicted model, not a curated record.